Messenger RNA from Pisolithus orientalis, 2186 nucleotides. RefSeq names its product SRP54-type protein. Bases 437 to 2131 code for a protein of 564 amino acids. Gene Ontology annotation, cellular component: cytosol; signal recognition particle, endoplasmic reticulum targeting. The transcript is spliced from 11 exons. Gene Ontology annotation, molecular function: 7S RNA binding; endoplasmic reticulum signal sequence receptor activity; GTPase activity. Lineage: Eukaryota; Fungi; Basidiomycota; Agaricomycetes; Boletales; Pisolithaceae. Gene Ontology annotation, biological process: SRP-dependent cotranslational protein targeting to membrane; SRP-dependent cotranslational protein targeting to membrane, translocation. The record is from RefSeq and is a predicted model, not a curated record.
AUGACGUGCUGCACCUUCGGGUGGGUCAGGGGUAGGAGACUGGGGUGAUGGUUGCCUACUUGUUGGUGGUGCUGGCGAGGAGGGAACUGGGUCUGCAUCCAGUGGUAAAUCGAUGGCUGUCUCUUCGUCGUCGUCGUCAUCCUCGUCGUCCGAAUCAUCAGUAGGUGAUUCCUGGCGCGACGGGACUGAGUGAGGGCAAGCGCGAAAUGGCAAAUAGUAACAUAACACACUUCCUCCGCUUCAGACGCAUCUUCCACGCCGUUCUCGAGAGCACCGAGGAGGUCCUCGUCUAUUUCAUUGUCCUCGUCGCCGUCUGCAUCGGUAGUAUGAGUUUCGAAUUCGAGGUCGUCUAUAGUUUCGCCUUCCGAGUCGCUGUGUGCCAUAACCAAGCACUCGUCCGAAGUUCACACGCAUCCUCCGGACCCCCUUCAUCAAGAUGGUAUUGGCAGACCUGGGACGGAGGCUCAAUGCCGCUUUUCUGUCUCUCAACAGAGCCCCUGUAGUAGAUGAGAAGGUCCUAGACACUACACUGAAAGAAAUUACCGCCGCCCUGCUCGAGGCCGAUGUCAAUGUCAAACUUGUCGCCUCCUUGAGGCAGAAGGUCAAGAUCAAAGUGAAGGCUGCUCUCGAUGCUUCAGAUAAAUCCAAGGAUUCAAACAGGAAGACUUUGAUGCAGAAGGUGGUUUUUGACGAGCUGGUCCAUCUAGUGGAUCCGGGUGUCGAGCCCUAUAAACCAAAGAAGGGCCAACCCAACGUUAUUAUGGCUGUCGGUCUCCAAGGCAAUGGCAAGACUACGACUUGCACAAAACUCGCUGUGUACUACCAGAAACGAGGUUUCAAAUCUUCUAUCGUCUGCGCGGAUACGUUCCGUGCUGGGGCAUUUGACCAAACGCGACAGUCCGCAACUAAGGCGAAGGUGGCCUACUUUGGGUCGUACACUGAAAUGGAUCCAGUCGUCAUCGCCGCGCAAGGUGUUGCAAAAUUUAAGAAGGAGCGAUUUGAUGUCAUCAUUGUCGACACGUCCGGCCGACAUAAACAAGAGUCAGAGCUCUUCCAGGAAAUGGUCCAAAUCAGUGCAGCCGUAAAACCUAAUAUGACCGUACUCAUUCUUGAUGCUAGUAUAGGCCAGGCUGCCGAAGCCCACAGUCGGGCCUUCAAGGAGAGUGCAGACUUCGGUGCCAUAAUCGUCACGAAGAUGGAUGGCCAUGCCAAGGGAGGUGGUGCUAUAUCUGCUGUCGCAGCAACGAAGACGCCGAUUAUUUUCCUUGGCGUUGGAGAACAUCUGUAUGAUCUUGACCGCUUCUCUCCUCAGCCUUUCAUCUCCAAACUACUUGGCUUGGGCGAUAUGCAAGGAUUGAUGGAACAUAUGCAAGAUUUGGCCCAGCAAAAUCCGGACAAGCAGAAGGAGAUGGCCAAGAAGCUCGAGGAAGGCAAGCUCAGCAUCCGAGAUUGGAGAGAACAAAUACAGAACGUGAUGAAUAUGGGUCCGAUCAGCAAGAUUGCAUCUAUGAUCCCUGGCCUUCCGCAAGAGCUCCUUGCAGGCUCGGAUGAAGAAGGGUCGCUGCGCAUGAGACGCAUGAUUUACAUCACAGAUAGCAUGUCUUCCAAAGAACUUGAUUCUGACGGGUCGUUAUUCUGGGAAACAGGAAAAGACGGGAAACCCGUUGGUCUGACAUGGAGAGUUACACGUGUGGCCAAGGGAAGCGGGACCAGCGUUCGCGAGGUCGAGGAACUAUUAUGCCAGUACAGGAUGAUGGCACACAUGGCAAAGCAGGCCGGCGGGAAAAAUGGCUGGUUGCAAGCGAUGCAAAAAAUGCAGAACGUGGCUGGCGGGAGGGGACGCGGUGCGAAUGGCAUACCGACACCCGCACAAAUACAAGCAAUGCAGCGUGCCAUGCCACCUGGUAUGUUGCAACAAAUGCAACGACAACUACGGAGCGGUGGUGGUAUGCAAGAGAUGAUGAAAGCCAUGAUGCAGGGUCAAGGAGACCAAUUCGACAUGGAAGAAAUGCAAAGGAUGAUGAGCCAGAUGGGAGGUGGUCUUGGUGGAUUCCCAGGGCUUGGAGGUGGUAUGCCGAACAUGGCGGACAUGUUCAAAAUGAUGGGCAUGGGUGGGGCCGCUGGUCGGUGACAGCCGGUGACCUCCCACGUUACUGUUCGGGUACUGUAGUGAAAUCUGCUACUGG